UGCGACAGAGGCGAAUGCAAGAACAUUCCAUUGGAAUUUGGAUGAGCAGGAGCUGGGUAGUGUAGCUCGUGGUGUUUUCCGGCGCCACACCAUGCACACGGUCGUGACGACGACCAUGGCUGCUGCGAUGCGGUGGCCAUUAGCUCUCCUUCUCCCUCUUCUCCUGCUCUUCCUUUUCUUCUCCCCUGCCGCCUCCGCGAGUGACACCAUUCUUGCCAACUCCUCCCUCUCCGAUGGCCAGACUCUUGUUUCGGCCGGUGGGGUCUUCGUGCUCGGGUUCUUCACCCCGCCAGGCUCGACGGAGAGGUUCUUGGGGAUAUGGUACAAGGAUAUUGAUCCGAUGACCGUGGUGUGGGUCGCUAACCGGGAGGCUCCGGUGAGUGGCACGGCUGGGAGCUUGGCUGUCAAUGGUGCUGGCGGCGGUGGUGGUGGUCUGGUGCUCGGUGAUGGGGCUGGGCGGGUGGUGUGGUCGUCGGCGCCGUCGAAUGUAAGUGGGGGUAAUAAUCCGGUGGCGAAGCUCAUGGACAGCGGCAACUUCGUGCUCGUCGGCGGCGGCGCCGCCGGUGAGGUUCUGUGGCAGAGCUUCGACUACCCGUCCGACACUCUGCUCCCCGGCAUGAAGUUUGGGUGGGACCUGACCACCGGGCUCGACCGGUACCUGACGACGUGGAGGAGCGCCGGCGACCCGUCGCCGGGCGACUACACGUUCAAGAUCGACACCCGCGGCGCGCCGGAGGGGUUCAUCCGGCGCAACGGCACGGCGCCGGAGUACCGGAACGGGCCGUGGAACGGGCUGCAGUUCAGCGGCGAGCCGGAGAUGGAGCCCAACAACACCAGCUUCCGCUUCGAGUUCGUCGCCAACCGGACCGACGUCUACUACACCUUCGUCGGCGCGGACGGCGGCGACAACGGCGGCGUCCUCUCGAGGUUGGUGCUGAACCAGUCGAGCGCGCAGCGGUACGUGUGGGUGCCGCAGGCCGGGUGGAGCCUCUACUGGUCGCUGCCGCGCGACCAGUGCGACCAGUACGCGCACUGCGGCGCCUACGGCGUCUGCGACGUCGCCGCCCCGUCGAUGUGCGGCUGCCCGGCCGGGUUCGUGCCGGCGUCGCCGAGGAACUGGGCGCUCAGGGACAACUCCGCCGGGUGCGCGCGCGCGACGCGGCUGAACUGCACCGGCGACGGGUUCCUGCUGCUGGGCGGCGUCAAGCUGCCGGACACCACCAACGCGACGGUGGACGCGGCCAUCACCGUCGGCCAGUGCAGGCAGAGGUGCCAGGCGAACUGCUCGUGCGUGGCGUACUCUGCUUCCGACGUCAGGGGAGGCGGCAGCGGCUGCAUCAUCUGGAGCUCGCCGCUUAUAGACAUCAGGAGAUUCUCCUAUGGCGGGGAGGAUCUGUUCAUCCGUCUCGCGGCGUCCGAUUUGCCAACCAAUGGGGAUGAUUCCAGCAGGAAAAACACAGUAGUACUUGCUGUUGUCCUAAGCCUAUCUGGUGUUCUUCUUCUGGCGUUGGCUGCAUUCUUCAUCUGGGGCAAGUUCUUCAAAAGAAGAGGGAGAUUUCAGAGUACUCAGAGGCUCACCUCAUUUGAGUCCAGCAACCAUUUGAACCCAGUCCAAGACAGGAAAAUGGAGGAAGAAACCAGCCACAGCAAUGACCUAAAUGUCACUCUCUUUGACAUCAACACAAUAGCCUUCUCCACUGACAAUUUCGCAAGCUCGGCUAAGCUCGGCGAAGGUGGUUUCGGCGCUGUCUACAAGGGAGAACUAGAUGGAGGGCAGACGGUGGCAGUGAAGAGACUGUCGAAAUUCUCGACGCAGGGGCUGGACGAGUUCAAGAACGAGGUCAUGCUCAUUGCCAGACUCCAGCAUGUGAAUCUUGUCAGACUUCUCGGCUGCUGCAUCGACGGCGAGGAGAGGAUGCUUGUCUACGAGUACAUGGAAAACAAGAGCCUCGACAACUUCAUCUUCGACAAGGCCCAAUCAGCUCAGCUGAAUUGGUCGAAGCGAUUCGACAUCAUACUCGGCAUCGCACGGGGCCUCCUGUACCUGCACCAGGACUCCCGGUUCAAGAUCAUCCACAGGGAUCUCAAGGCUGGAAACAUCCUGCUCGACCGAGACAUGAACCCUAAGAUCUCCGACUUCGGCGUCGCGAGGAUCUUCGGCGACGACACGGACUCGCACACAAGAAAAGUCGUCGGGACAUACGGGUACAUGUCGCCGGAGUACGCGAUGGACGGCGUGUUCUCGGUGAAGUCCGACGUGUUCAGCUUCGGGGUGCUGGUGCUGGAGAUCGUCAGCGGCAGGAAGAACCGGGGGAUGUACAGCGGCGGCGAGCAGGCGAGCCUCCUCAGCCACGCGUGGAGGCUGUGGAGGGAGGGCAGCGCGCUGGCGCUGCUGGACGAGGCGGUGGCCGGCGGCGGGGGCGGCGGCUCGUACAGCGGGUCGGAGGUGCUGCGGUGUGUGCAGGUGGGGCUCCUAUGCGUGCAGGAGCGGCCGGAGGAGCGGCCGCACAUGGCGGCGGCGUUCAUGAUGCUGGGCAACCUGAGCGCCGUGGUCCCGCAGCCGAGGCACCCGGGCUUCUGCGGUGACCGCCGCGGCUCCACCUCCACCGACGGCGAGUGGUCCUCCACCUGCACCGUCAACGACGUCACCGUCACCAUCGUCGAAGGCCGGUGACGAUCGACACCAGCCAGCUCGGCUGCACUGAAAUUUGUAGAUCGAGCAAAGAUGUACGAGGGGUGUUAAGAUGGGGCUAAAUUUUUUAGCCCUAUGUCACAUCGGAUGUUUGGACACUUAUUAUAAAUAUUAAACAUAGAUUGAUUAU
Messenger RNA from Oryza brachyantha (malo sina), 2822 nucleotides. RefSeq names its product receptor-like serine/threonine-protein kinase SD1-8. The transcript is spliced from 8 exons. Bases 92 to 2674 code for a protein of 860 amino acids. NCBI's taxonomy places the organism in Eukaryota, Viridiplantae, Streptophyta, Magnoliopsida, Poales, Poaceae. The record is from RefSeq and is a predicted model, not a curated record. Gene Ontology annotation, molecular function: ATP binding; protein serine/threonine kinase activity. Gene Ontology annotation, biological process: recognition of pollen; protein phosphorylation.